Messenger RNA from Vicugna pacos (alpaca), 2807 nucleotides. RefSeq names its product family with sequence similarity 162 member B (gene FAM162B). The record is from RefSeq and is a predicted model, not a curated record. NCBI's taxonomy places the organism in Eukaryota, Metazoa, Chordata, Mammalia, Artiodactyla, Camelidae.
GCCCGAAUCCGGGAUGUUUGCCCUCCGGCUGGGCGCUCGGCUGCGGGCGCAGGAACUGGGCGCAGCAUGCUCGCCGCCGUCAGGAGCCUCCUGCGCCUCCGCCUGGGGCGCGUCCCCCACUGCCCCCCGGGAGCGCCUCCAGAAGCCGAGCGACGGCCCGUCGCGUCUAUCCGGCCCAGAGGUCUCCGGCAGUACUCCAGCGGCGGGGCUCCCAGCAGCUCGGGGCCCCAAGGUUCCGCAGGAAAGAUCCACAGGGUUCCCGCCGAGCACACGCCGUCGCAGUUUGACAAGAAAAUCCUGCUGUGGACUGGGCGUUUCAAAGCGAUGGAGGAGAUCCCGCCUCGGGUUCCGCCAGAAAUGAUAGAUGCUGCAAGAAACAAAGCUCGAGUGAAAGCUUGUUACAUAAUGAUUGGACUCACGAUUAUCGCCUGCUUUGCAGUGAUAGCGUCAGGCAAAAGGGCUGCAGAACGACAUGAAUCCUUAACAAGUUGGAACCUGGCAAAGAAAGCUAAGUGGCGAGAAGAAGCUGCAUUGGCUGCACAGGCCAAAGCGAAAUGAUCCUCUGACUGGCAGAGUGUUCCUGGAAUGUCAUCACUAUUCUCAGCAAACAUAAAAGAUAGGUAAAAUAGGAUAGUUAAGAAAAUGUUUGCCGAUGUUUUAUUUUAGUGACAAGAACCACAGUCUUUUUUAUUUUUACUUUUUAGUAAACUUUUGUUGUUGCAUAACAUACAUUCAGAGAGUGCACAAAAGUGUAUGCAGCUUGAUAGAUUUUUACGUAGUGAACACACCUGCAUAACCGCGUCCAAGGCCGAGAUGUAGAACAUCAGCAGCCCCUCAGAAGCCUCCUUCCUGCCCUCUGUCAGUCAUGACCCUCCAGAGGUAACCACUGUUGUGAGUUUUAUCAGUAUAGAUUAAUCUUGCCUGUUUUUGAACUUUAUGUAAAUGGAAUUACACAGUAUGCACUUGUGGAUUCUUAUACUCAACAUUAUAUUGUGAGAUUCACCCACAAAUUUUUUGAGUUCAUUCAUUAUUAUUAUGUUAUAAUAAUCCAGUGUAUAAAUAUGCCACAACUUAUCUGAAUAUUUAGUCCAGUUUUUGGCCAUCAGAGAUAAUGUUAAAACGAACGCUCUGUGCAUGUCAUUAUAUGUUGAAUUAAAUCACUAAGGGCUCUUUCAAACCUAAAUGAGUUUUCAACCAAAGUUCUACUGUAUUUGGUGACUGGAUAGGCCCUCUGGGUAUUCUUUUUUCCCAGUGAGCUUUUAUCCUAGUUUGCAACUAGGUGAAACAAGUUUACAAAGUCUUAUAAACCAAGAACUAUUCAUUUCAAAACCUAUUCUAAAAUGAUGAAAGUACUGAAACAGUUAUUGUAAAAGCAAUUUAAAAAAGACAAAAACAUUAGAGAAAGAAAAAUAGUAUGUGUCAGUGGUCUUCAAACUUGAAUAAGCCAUAAGACAGCUUUUAAAAUUAUCUCUUCUCACACAUCUUUAAUUUGGUGUCUGUAAUUUUAAAAUCAUAAACAUGAGUAGUUCAAGUGAUAUCAUUUCCAGUUUAUUGUAUAUUAAAUGUACUUUAAAUAUAGUUUCCUUUAUAACCUUGAAGCUACAUAGUUAGCUCAUCCAAUUUAUGGAGGAUGUCUGCUUUGUAACUUUAAGGACAAAGCCAGUCCUCGCUGUCAAACUCAUAAGCCAAAUAAAACUUGGACUUACUUUCUGUUAGGAAAAGUCUUACUUUGAUUUAAAAAUGAAAAUGUGAGUACACAUUCCUGUGACACUAAUCUCGCUUCUUAGUUCAACUCUGAGAUGGAUGGAGAAGGCAGGAAGCCUUAUGAGUUCACCCUCUAGACAAACCAGGGCGUUACCAGCUGGAGCAUUUUGCACAAUGGCGCUCUCUCCUCUGACCCUCUGGAACUCUUUCUUUAGCAGCUGUCCACUUGAAUUACCAGUUUGUCAUGCAGGUGUUUGCACCACUGAGCAAAGCUUAAAUAAGAGUCAUAAUGAGUGAGAAGUGCUUUUGGGGUGUAAUAGUACAAAGUUGAUUGUGAGGAGAGGUGAGAAAGGAGAAAUGGCAGACUUGGACAGAUCAGUUUUAGGAAAGAGUAUAUAGAGUUUAAAGAUCUGGAAAUCAGUUCUCUUAAAAAUAUAUUACUCUGUAUACUUUGAAAGUCUUUUUGUAUGCUCUGCUUGAAGACUCCUGGGAUAUUCUAAAUAUUAUAGAAAACUUCAAAGAAAAUGUUUGUAAGCAUGGAUGUGAUGAUUUCCAUUUCCAGUUAGAUUGAAGACCAGAUGUCCAAAGAAAUCAUCCAGUAUUGAACUAAAAAUCCUGGUUAAAAUAUUUUUAAAGUAUCUUUUAAAACACUUGGCUCAACUCCCAGGGAAAGAAGGAAGAUCCUUACUACAGACAGUAAGAAAGUAAAAAUGCAGAGUUAAGUGUAUCUUAUGCUGCUAUUUGCCAUAGGGGCAUCUGGGUAUCCUAGGUGGUCAUAUGUUAGGGAGAAUAAACAAAAACAUGAGGCCUAGUGAAACUGAGAGGAUGGACAUCCACAUGAAGCCAGAAUCCAAGAAGCUUAUAUUGUCAGUGGACUGAACUGGGAUUUGGUGGUAAUUAUGAGGUGCCUGUUAUGCUGCUUACAAUGGCAAAGACUGAAAACAGUUUAAAUAUCCAUCAACAGGGGAUUAAUUGAAUAAAUGAUGGUGUGUCCCCAUAAUGGAGUACUCUGCAGGUACAGUAAGGAAUGAAGAGUGCUACAUUCUGUUACAAAAUGAGCCACAAAACAUAGCUGAGUGAAUAAAAACAUAUUGGAGAAAAAC